UUUCUCCUUCUCCUAUAUAUGCUAUUUACAUUCCCCAUCUAAAACAGACACACCAACUUCCUCACAUCCCUCCAAAACCCUAUAAAUCUAGUUAUAACUCUCCAAUGGAGGCAAUGACCAAGAAACAAACUUGUGCCCACCUCUCAACUUCACCACCACCAUCACUGGCGAUUCACAAAGCUUCACACACGAUAUCAAAAGCCAAGCCCAAGAUUCGGAUAAUUCACAUAUUUGCGCCGGAGAUCAUCAAGACCGACGUCGCAAACUUCCGCGAGCUGGUGCAAAGACUCACUGGGAAGCCGACCGAGAAAGACGGCAAGAAGAUAAAGCAAAUCAGAAGCAUUCCCACAAGAGGAGAAGAUCAAGAUGAUGAUCAUGAUCCCAAAAACAAAACCUUCCCAAGCAAGCCUUUGGCUAAAAGAGCAGAUACGACGGAAAUUGGAUUGCUAGGUCUUGAUCAUAUUGUGAGAGAACAAAGGAUUAAGGAAGAAGAUCAAGAAGCAGAAAAAGAACAUGGGAAUACGUGGAUUAAUGGUCAUGAUCAGAAUAUUAAUUCAGGUGGGUUCUUGGAGAGGUUUGCAGAUUUGGAAGGGUUUAUUGAGGAGCUUAAUCAUGAAUUCCCUUUGUUUCCUUCUUUGAUUAAUCCUUUGGAGGCUUCUAAUUCUCAUGUGCAAUUUGGGUUUGGAGGACCUCAACUUGCUUAGUACUAUUACGUACGAUCUAUAUCUAACUAUGGUUUCACUUUUUCUUUUCUUUUCUUUUCUUUUUUUUUUCCAACACAAAAAGAAGAAAAUUUGAGGGCUCUGAUCAAGUAUACUUUCUAUGGGGUUUUAAGAGGAUAUUUGGAUGCAUUGGUUCUACAUUCUAUGGAAUCGUUAAUCCGGCCGUUGUGAUUAACUAAUGUUCUAAUGUGAUUCUGAUAUG
Molecule: messenger RNA, 924 nt
Organism: Morus notabilis
Lineage: Eukaryota; Viridiplantae; Streptophyta; Magnoliopsida; Rosales; Moraceae
Product: VQ motif-containing protein 17
Exons: 1
Coding region: 105-704 (199 amino acids)
Cellular component (GO): nucleus
Source: RefSeq, a predicted model, not a curated record